Molecule: messenger RNA, 981 nt
Organism: Trichoderma gamsii
Lineage: Eukaryota; Fungi; Ascomycota; Sordariomycetes; Hypocreales; Hypocreaceae
Exons: 2
Coding region: 1-981 (326 amino acids)
Molecular function (GO): acyltransferase activity
Source: RefSeq, a predicted model, not a curated record
AUGGAGAAGUACAGCCAGUAUCGUGAUAGAGCAACCGGCAUCUCGCCCUUCCUCCCCGUCUCGUCCCCCAGCUCCGCCAUCUCGACCCUCACCCACAGCCUCCUCUUCCUCCUCCGCCUGCCCUUCUUCCUCACCUACGCCUUCACCUACUUCCUCAUCUUCCACCCGCUGCCGAUCCUCCCCGUCUUCGUCCGCAAGAUUGCGCUAUGGGGCCUCAUGGCCAUUCCCGGAAUAUGGUGGAUCGAUCUCCAGCUCGACGGCGUCAAGCGCGGCACCUUGUCCGAGCAGCCGCGCGAGAGGGUGCCGCACCCGGGCUCCGUCAUCGCUGCGAACUUUACGAGUCCGAUUGAUGCCAUCUAUCUGGCCGCCAUCUUUGACCCGGUCUUUACAGUUUCGUACCCGCGAGAACGCAAGGUCAGGAGGAUUGGGUUGCUGUCGGCUGUGAUGAUGGCGCUUGCGCCGGUGGCUACGGGACCUCCAGCGGGAGCCAAACUGGUCGAUUUGAAGGAUCUGGUCAGGGAGUUUCCAAACCGCGUCAUCGCCGUGUUCCCCGAAGGCGGCACCACCAACGGCAAAGCUAUCCUACCAUUCAGCCCUAGCAUUCUCCAAACUCCGGCCGACGUCCACAUCUUCCCAGUCAGUAUCCGCUAUACGCCUUCCGAUAUCACCACCCCUGUGCCGGGACAGUGGCUGCGCUUUCUAUGGACUUUGCUUUCUCGCCCCACGACUUGCAUCCGCGUGCGCAUCGCCGAGGGUCAGACGAACAAGGCUGCUGCAAAGAUCAACGACGACAGCCCUAGCAGUGGAUCUGGAGACUUGACCUAUAGAGGUGCAACGAGCACUGGACUUAACGGAGAAGAGCAGAAAUUACUGGACUGGAUUGGAGAGGCUCUGGCAAGGUUGAGCAGAGUCAAAAGGGUAGGCUUGACGCUGGAAGACAAGGCUGCGUUUGUCAAGGCAUGGAGCGGGAAAAGGGCAUAA